AUGAAGCGCUGCGAGGUGGCGCUUUGCAAAGAGGCACCUUCUGAUGUUCGCCUCGAGAUGCACAACAAGUACGAGGCGCAUGCUGCUGCGACAGAAGAGAAGCAGAGAGCGGUGUUGGCUGAUAUUGCCUGGGUCAAAGCUGGUGGUAAACGGGCCCGCAUGACCGACUACCUGGAGGGCGACACUGCUGCGGCAAAACGUGAAGCACAUGAAGGCCUUGCGCUCAUGUUUGCCGCAUUUCGCCUCCCGGAGAACCUCAUCGACCAUCCGCUCUUCGUCAACUCUAUGCACCUCGUCACCCGCGCCGGUGGCGGCUACGUUCCCCCACGUCGGAAGUACAUUGGCAGGGCCGGACUGCUUGCUUGCCAAAAGGGUAUUGAGAACGGCUUGAUGGGGAUCAAGGCUAGCUGGAAGAAGACGGGUGUUACCAUCGCGUCCGGCAUGAUGACGGACAAGUGUGGCUGGCCGCAGGCAAAUGUCCUCCUCGUCAACGACGCGGGUGCCAUCCUGAAGGAGUGUGUGGACUGCAACAUGGAGAAGAAGACAGGGGGAUAUGUCGCGGGGUUACUGAAACCCGUCGUGGAGGAAGUGGGACCUGAGAACAUCGUCGCGUUCUGUAUGGAUGGGGGUUCCAACUACGCGGCGGCGUGCCAACAGCUGAUUGAGAUGUGGCCCCACAUUCAGCAGGUUCCUUGUGCCACCCACGUCAUGGACCUGCUGAUGGAGGACGUGAGGAAAAUGGGGUGGUCCAAAAAGGUGGUUGACCGUGGUGCAGAGAUGAUUUCCUUCACCCGCAACCACCAUUGGACGCGCGGUUACUUGCGGAACCCGGAGUUGGUGGAGGGGAAGCUCCGCCCCUCCCUUACACAGAUGGUCCUCAGCGACGAGUGGAAGGUGUGGGCUGCUGGCUCGCGGAAGGCGGCUGCGGAGGGGUUCGCCGCGUUGGUACUCGACUCAGCUUGGUGGAAAACUGCCGAGAUCUACGACGUGAUGACGGAGGACGUUGGGGCUCUCGUGGACGCGGAUGAGGAACAGUUGUGCUAUAGCGAGAAGCAGCAGAUCCGCCGCAUCCUCAAAAACCGGUGGGACGAGAGCCUCGCGUGCGCCAUGCACGUGGCGGCCCGCAUCCUCAACCCCGCGAACGCCGAAUGCACGCGGCGAAUCCACGUGGUGGAAGAAGACAUCUUCGGCAGCGACGCCGAAUGCACGCGGAUUUUCAAAGUGUUCCUUCACCAGCAUGCAGAGUUCCUCGUCGGCCACGACGGGAAGGGGGGGGAUGGGGCCUGCGAUUACUUGGUUGAGUUGGGGGGACGGGCUGAGGGAUUUCUUGGACAUGAAGGGGAGUUUCGGGAUGGCAGAGGCUGUGGCACAAAGGGAGAAGGUGAAGGCGGGCACUUACAGCAUGGUGAAGUGGUGGCAUUGGAACGGGACAGAUGCCCCCCGCCUUGCGUCCCUCGCCAUCCGGGUUCUCUCGCAGCCCGUCUCAACUUCACCCUGUGA
Closterium sp. Naga37s-1 is the source of this 1500-nucleotide messenger RNA. The record is from the annotation of a GenBank genome assembly. Lineage: Eukaryota; Viridiplantae; Streptophyta; Zygnematophyceae; Desmidiales; Closteriaceae.